Messenger RNA from Rotaria socialis, 831 nucleotides. The record is from the annotation of a GenBank genome assembly. Lineage: Eukaryota; Metazoa; Rotifera; Eurotatoria; Philodinida; Philodinidae.
AUGUCGAUGAUUACCAAUUUAUUAUCAUUCAGAUCAUCGACUUAUUUAGCAAGAAAUAUUAUUCGAUCAACUAGUUUGUUAACACAAAAUCGUUUUUUAUCAUCGACAUUACCGCCAUCAAAUAAAGCCGACAACAAAAAUAGUACUCUACCGAAUGAAUUACCAUUAUCGGAAAAGAGAAAAGCUAAAUUUAAUAUUUCAUGGAAAACUGUAUCUGUAACUUUGCUUGGCGCUGCUUCAUUGAUGGGUUUCAUUUAUUAUCUUGAUCAACGUAAAGUAAAAAAUCGUAAAAAACUUCAACGUGCCGCAGUUGGUAAAAUGGCUAUUGGUGGUCCAUUUUCAUUGAUAACACACGAAAAAAAGCCUAUCACAGAUAAAGAUUUUCGUGGCCAAUGGUUAUUGAUUUAUUUUGGAUUUACUCAUUGUCCAGAUAUAUGUCCUGAAGAGUUAGAAAAAUUAGCUGAAAUAACAGAAAUUCUUCGUAAACAAAAAAGUAAACAUAAACAUUCAUUUCAACCGAUAUUUGUUUCUGUUGACCCUGAACGUGAUACACCUGAAUUAGUUUCACAGUAUAUCAAAGAUUAUUCUCCACAUUUUAUUGGUUUAACAGGAACACGUGAUCAAGUUGCCGAGAUGUGUAAACAUUACCGCGUUUACUUUAGUCAAGGACCUAAAAUUGGCGAUGAUUAUAUUGUUGAUCACGCAAUUAUUAUGUAUCUAAUCAAUCCAAAUGGUGAUUUCGUUGAUUACUACGGUAGAAAUAAGAAUGCAAAAGAAGUAUCUAGUGCUAUUGAGCAACAUAUGCACGCUUUUAAAGAGACGAAUAAAUAA